Messenger RNA from Macrosteles quadrilineatus (aster leafhopper), 8390 nucleotides. RefSeq lists its product as uncharacterized. Lineage: Eukaryota; Metazoa; Arthropoda; Insecta; Hemiptera; Cicadellidae. Gene Ontology annotation, biological process: regulation of transcription by RNA polymerase II. The coding region runs from base 412 to 6036 and encodes 1874 amino acids. Gene Ontology annotation, molecular function: chromatin insulator sequence binding. The transcript has 3 exons. Gene Ontology annotation, cellular component: chromosome. The record is from RefSeq and is a predicted model, not a curated record.
UACAUUUCCAAUAAUUCAACAAAACAUAAUAAAAAUGCCAUGUUUCAUCACUUUACAAUCCCUUUGCCAUUGAACUUAUUAAACAAUUUAAAUUGGUAAUAAACUUAGGUUAUGUCUGACAAAUGUCAAUAAGAAACUUCACCAGUGUGCGUGCACUGCACUGUGCAGUCCAGUGAGUGUGAUCUGUGAGCUACGAAUGCUAAAAAACAGUGACGCCAUUUUCUAACCUUUUAGGCGGGGAACUGUCUAGUUAUUAUAAGCCAUUGAAGACAGAGGAAUAUAAUAUUCUCGUUUAGUCACUGUGUUAUUUGUGUCGUAAAACCUACAGGGUACAUGCUCAUUGAUAAACUGUGAUCACCAUGUAAUUUUGUGGGAAUUUCUUUAAUGGAAUAAUAUCAAGUAAAAGCUAGUAUGGGUGAUGAAGGCACAUCAGAAAAAUGUAGACAGUUGUCAAAUCUACAACCAAGAAUCAUUAUACGUAAGUGUAAAAAACCCUCCAAAGAUUCUGUUUUGAACCUUAAAAGUGAUUCCAAAAAAGUCAAUGGUGAGCUAGAAAGUGAUGAUAAAAAUGAGAUUAACAAUGAAGUUAUAAUAAAUAAGUCUAACACUAAACAAGUUAAUGAAGAGUCAAACGCUAAACAAGUUAAUGAAGAGAGAAAAAGAAAAGCUAUAGUAUUGGAUUCUGAAGAAGAUUGUUCCAUUAUAGAAGCGGACUCGACUAGUGAUAAUAAUACGCAUGAUGGUGAUAAUGAGGAUAAAGAACUUCCUCUAUCUGUGGAAUUCAAAGGUUUCAAAAAAAGGAUCAUUGCCCGAACAGAGAAAUCAAAGGAUGACUCAAGUGAAUCUAGUUUAAAUUCUUCUCAAAAUGAAAUUUUAAUACAAGAACCAGUUAAAAUAGCAACCAAGGUGAAACAAGCAAAGGCUAGCCGAGGUAAAAAAAAUAAUAAUCACAAUGGAAAGAAAAAUAAUGAUGUAGACGGUGAAGAAAGCCAAGCUGAAUCUCAAGCAGAAUAUGCCCAAUAUUUAGGGUUACAACCCACAAUGCAGUUCAAAUGCUAUCGAUGUGGUGAAAAGGGUUUCCCCUCAAUGCUGGCACUAAAUAUGCAUCAGCGAGGCUGCGGAUUAUCUCAUAAGUCUAAUUUUCUGGCAAAUCUUCAACAGGACACUACACAUAUGACUUCCUCAGAUCCAAAUAUGCUAACAAAUUUUAGGAUUACAAGAAAAGUUUACCUUUGCUCUGCAUGUGGUACAUACUAUGAAAACUGGAAUUUAUUUUUACACAUGCGUGAAGUACAUAAAAAACACAUCUGUUUGUAUUGCCUUACAAUGUUUACAGUAGCUAAUAAACUUGCUGACCACUUACAGGUUGCCCAUAGCGCACAGGAAAACAGUUGUAAGACUGUUGAAGAAUUUCAAAACACCUACAUAGGCUCUUGUUACUUGAUAUGUUGUUCUUGUGAAAAUAUGUUUACUGAAAGAGAGGACUUUUUCAAUCACGACUGUCCCAUCAAAGAUCCAACUGCCAAAUGCCCCAUUUGUGGUGUCAAAUGUGGUCAUUACUACACGUGUCCGAAUAGUAAUCUUCCUCUAUCGUCACCAAUUCCAGUAAAUAUUAGUCCCACCUCCAGUGCUGGCAAACCACAAGUACCAAAUACAGCAAAAACUGUAACAAAAAAUAAGACUUCUGAUGAGUGUUGGGUGAAUAAAAAAAAUCUAGGAGGCUUGUCAUCAGACAAUGAUGACGACUAUGAUAUAAGUCAUGCCGCUAGUUUUUGUCACGUUGAUUUAGCUGAUGAAUCUGGAGAAAAAAGUAAAAUAGAUUUAGAAGACAAUGUUAUUGAUAUAACAGAUGAUGAACCGUCUAAUGAAAUUGAUCAAGGAUCUGAAACUAAAGAAGAAGCAAGUACAGACUUUAACCCCAACAAAACCGACUCAAUGGAUAACGAAGUAGGGAACCAUGAUCCAUCCCUAACCUGUGAAGAAAAAGAAGAGGAACGUUUAAAUCCUUUAGAACCUGAAAGUGGCGCUCACGAUGAAUCUAGUGCAGGAAAAGAAGGUAACUCAGAUAUACCACCUGAAAUUCAUGAUAAAAAUCAGCCAACUGGAGCAAAUGAAACUGGAAAUGCCAUUGAAGGAUUAACAGUUGAUAAAACAAAUAUUGCCUUGGAAGAUCAACCUGAGAAUCGUGGCUCAUUGUUGUUAGAUGAAGAAGGAAAGGAUAUUAACGAAAAUCCAGAUUUGGUAAAAAAUACUGAUGAUAAUGUAGAUACCAACUCAUCCACAGAAGAAGUACUUCAGCCAGUAGAAAAUGUUCAAAAUAAUCAGAGUGUUAAAUCUAAAGGAGACGAUCUUGAAUCAUCAUCGCAAGUAGAAAAAACUGACACAACCACAUCAGAUUCAGACAGGGACGAACCAUCAACUCAUCAGAGUGUGAGUCAAGAUGACACUGAAUCUUCAUCUGACUCAAGUUCUGAUGAAGAGGAGGACAGCAAGAAAAAUAAUGAACAAUUAGCAGCGAAGGAGAAGGAAGCAUCAGCCUCUGAAAGUGAGGAUAGUGCAAGGUCUGGCUUAGUGGUAGAUGAGAAAAGUAAACCUCCAAGCCAUGAGGAAACACCAGAUAUAGAUAAGAAAAAUGAUGACGAUGGAUGUGAAACUUUAAUGGAGACAAAAAGUGUCACUUCCAACGAAUUUACAAGAGAUUUCUUGUUGGAUGAUAGCUCUUCAUUAGAAAAACAUAUUGAAAAAAAUGCAGCAGAGAAUGAAACGGUAGGUUCUGAGAAAGAUGAGGAUGUGUUAGAAGAAGUAUGUGAUGGAAUACAAUUAGCCAAUGAAGAUGUACCAGCAAUGGCUCUUACUCUUGAGGAUAAGCUUGAAAUUGUAAGUCCUCAAGCUGUUGUUAAAGAGUGUGUUCGCACAUCAUGUCUUAACUGUGUUUACUGCAGCCACGCAGUAAAAAUUGCUGUUAACGGAAAACAGUUAGCUCUCCAUCUUCUGCGUGAGCAUAGGUAUAAACCUAUUAAAAAUAAUGAAACAAGUCAAGAUGUGAUAAAAAAGUUAAAAUCUUCUCUGCUCGAUUUGGAGGAUGUAUAUUUCAAUACAGAGUUUUAUGAUAGUUCAGAAAAACCAUUAAAUACUACUUAUGAACAUACCUAUGAAUGUUUUCAAUGUCGGUUUGUAUCAAAAGUUCAUAAAGAACUUUUCAAUCAUAAAAGGAAAAUGCACCCAAAAUCAAUUCUACAGUGUGUUAUGUGCAAAACAAAUUUUUUUAGUUAUAGCGAACUUCUAUGUCAUAUGUGUCCAGGGAUUUAUGUACCAGGAGUUAUCAAUUUCAGAUGCUGCUUUUGUAAUUUGGAUAUGAUUCCUUCAGCAUUUCGAUUAAUGGUUCAUCUGAGAAAAAGUCACCAUACUUGUGACAUUUGCUUGGAAAUGGCUGGUGAUCAGCAAAAGCUAUCUAGCCAUAUGUGGAAACACAAACUGAAUCAUAUGUGUUAUCGCUGUGAAAUUGCCUAUCGCAACAAACCUGAUAUAACAAAACAUCUUUUCUGGAAACACGGUACAGAAAGUGUAUUAUGUAAGAAAUGCUUACAGAAAAAAUGGCCACAUGUCUAUCACUUUUGUGUCCCACCAACAGUCUUCAUUUGUGAAGAAUGCAAUGCUAGCUUUACCAAGGCAGUUGCUUUAAAGGUCCACAAGAGAUUUCAUGGAGGAGAGUUGCCUUAUGGGUGUAGCAAAUGUGAGUUUAAAUUUGUAUCAAAAAAACUACUUGCUAAACAUGAAGAUACCCAUAAUCAACCACCUCCCAGUGAAAACCUUACAAAUAAUAGUGGUCCAGAAAGUAAAAUGGACAAAUCGCUAGAAGAACAUAUAAAUGUUGAAACCAUUGACGAACCGGUUAGAGGAAAUGCCUCAGAAGAAUGUAUGUCAAAAAUAAUUUCAAAUGACAAUGAAGAAAAUUCAGAAAGUCAAACAUUAAAAUCAAAGAAAAAAAAGAAAAAGGAUAGGGACAGGAAAGGGAAGCCUGUGGUUGAUGUUUACAAUCUUCCACCUUUAAACUUAUCAUCUGAAAGUGACUCUUCUGAUGAAGAGACAAAGACUGCUACAUCAGAGUCUGCCAAAGAGACACCACCUACUCAUGAGUUUGAAGUUCAUAGUACAAUAUCUGGAGAAAACCCUGAUAAGCAAAUAACCAGUCCUUGUGAAAAUGUUGAAGCAUCAGAGGAGAGUCAAACUCCAGUUCCUAUUGUAGAUGGUGUGUGGGAUAACUUUCACUCCUAUAAAGCUGAGCUUGAGAAACGUGAAUCAAAAGAUUUGUCGUUACCAAAUAUUUUACCAUCUACUUCUUCAUUCGAUUCUCAAGUAGAGGCCUCAAAAACUCCUGAACCUGAACCCAAAUCUGAUUGGUUCUUGUUAGACCAUAGCUACUGUCUAAUUCCUGGUAGAAAUAAACCAAGUGAAACUGAAGAUCAACCAACUAUUUCUGAGCCAGCACCAAUCGAUGAGAAAACUGAAAAACCUCUUGAUGAAACCCCAGCACCUAGAGGCCAUAGUUCUAGUAUUGACCAUGCAUAUGCAACCACUAACAAUACAAGCGCAGAUAGCCCUAGCAUAAACAAUGUAGUUCCAAAAGAACUCUCUCUUGGAGAACGCCCUUCAACACCACCACCACAAGUCAUGGCCAUAUCUGAACUAAAUUCUAGUCCAAAAAAGAAACUAAAAACUCCUAAGAAAAAGAAACAUACCGAAAAUAGUUCAUCUUCAAGUGAUUCAAGCAGCGAUUCUGACAGUAGUUCCUGUAGUUGUGGACCAGACUGUAGUUGUUCAAACACAAGUUCCUCAUCAAGUUCUUCAAGCUCUGACUCUGAAAGUUCAACUUCUGAAGGUAGGCAGAAGACAGCUGAUAGAAGGGAAAAGAAAAAGGAGAAGUUGAAACAUAAACACCAUAAAGAAGAAGAACAAGUCCCUGAGGUUACACACACUCUUCCUGUCGAAGAAGAACCUGUAGUUGAUGUGCCCGUAGAGCCUAUGGAGCUUCCAAUUCAAGAAUCUGAUUUGGACACCGACGAAUCAUCUACUGAUGAAGACUUUUAUGACAAAUGUCCUCAAACUCAUGGAAAACAACAACUUGAAAACAGAAAUAAACUCUUGUUUCUGGCUAGUGUUGCCCCAGUAAAUAAUGGCACCGUCUCCCCACCACCACCACAACAAUCACUACCACCACCACCAGCACCUCCUGUUGAAGAAAAUCCUUCACUUCCUCCAGCUUCUGCUAAAAGAAAAGUUAAAACUAAAAGAAGAAGAAAAUCACAACAGGUAAAAAAGCAAACUAGCAAAGUAAAUGCUCAACCUCAUCAACUGUUGCAUCCUAUCACAAUGGAUCUGCCGGUUGCAACUUCAACUCCGUCUCAUGUAACCAAUCAUCAAAACAUAACAUCUAAGUUUUCUUUACCUUCGAGAUCGUCCAUUGCGAGUUUCCAGUCAGAUACGACAGCAGGUAGUGGAUCUGAGAAUGAAAGUGCACGUCUUUCAAAGAGGAAACGUGUUCGCAACAAAUUCUAUGGAUAUUCUAGUGAAGAAGAAGAAGGAAAACCCAGUUUAAAAUGGAGGAAGAUAGAUACUGUUUCAGCCACACCUCAGAUAUCAAGUCCACAAUUGAGUUUACAACAAAGUUUCCCUAGUCAGCGAACUCACAACACCAUCCUGCAGGAGAGGAAAACUAAACCAAGCGAUUCCAGUGGAACUGAGGAAGAAAGGAUCGUAAAACGCGAUGUCUCCAGUAACAGUAGUAGUAGUUCUAGUAGUGAAAGUGAACAUGAAAUAGAAACUAAAGAAAUUGUACCAAAAGAACAACAAACAGAAAAGAGUGAUAAUUUAUACUGUUACUGCCAGUGUCCUUAUGAUGAAGUGUCUGAAAUGAUCGCAUGUGAUGGACAAGAUUGUACGAUAGAGUGGUUUCACUUUGAGUGUGUUGGGAUAAUGGUUCCACCUAAAGGUAAAUGGUACUGUCCAGACUGUCGGAAGAGAAGAGGCUUGAUGUAGAUAAUAUUGUAAUAUAAGUACAGUACUGAAAUCAAGGUAGGCUUGUUAAAAAAGAACCCACUACAAUUGUUUUUAUUUUAAAAUGUGUAGAAUAAAGCUUUUGUUUACUCAAAUAGUUUUUUAAUUAAUAUAUAAUGGUUAGUUUUAAAGUGUUAUAAUUUUUAUUUUUAUUUUAAAAUGUUUAAAACUAAAUUUAUUGUCAGUAAGCCUAAUACUUUUUUCUAGAUGUUUGUAAAAGUAGCCUACUAAUUAGUUUCUUAGAACGGUAAUUAAUUUAUUUUUCUACAUAGAUUUGUAUUGGCUAUUUAUUAAUUCCAAGUGAUAAAAAUAAAAUAAAUUUAUGUAGGCCUACAAAAUUUCAUGAAAUGAAUAUAAAAAAUUAAGUCAAGUUACUAAAAUUUAGUAUUGAUUAGUCAACAGACACAACCGUUAUGAAUAUUUCCUAUGUUUGAUUUUUCCCAUUCCCACUGUAUUACAGUAAACAUUUACAAAUAAUUAAAACAUAAGUGCAUAUAAACUUAGUUUAUUAAACGUGUUUUUGUACACUGUACAAAUUACCAGUAACCCUUUGUGGACACUUUUGCUGAAUCUAAAGUUAAUUCUGAACAAAAGAUGAGUAAUGAAAAUCCUUAAAGAAAAUUACACGCAGGACAGUAAAUAUCUUUAGUCUUUGUUUAUAGUGUUUUUAUUUUUAGCUUCAUGAGGUCUACCGUGCAAAUGUGUGUCAAGGCAGUUAGUAUACAAUAAGUAUGUUAAUUUUUUUAACUAUUCAGUAUCUUUAUAAAUCAUAAAUAAUAUGCUUCUUAAAGCGUUGCUCCAAUGUUCAAAAUGAGGAUCUUUAAUAAUUGUAUCCACAAACUAUUUAAUAUCAGGAUUGUGUAGGGAAUAACUGCAAGUUGUUAAUAAGCCUAGCAAUUUCUAACUUAUUCAAUUAAUACUUUAAAGUAAAUAUUAAACUUUCUAUUGAAGUAGAGAUGCUGAUUUCAUUGACAGUUAUGAAAGAAUAAGGCCUAUUGUGCUAGAAAAAAAACACAAUUGAUACUAUUGUGCAUAGGCAGUUGAUAUUUACUCUGUAAUAAAUAACAAAAUUUUCAUUGCUAGAGACGUAAGUAAUAACAUUGAGUAUACACGUAUAGUAAUAACCAACAGCUGAUGCUACUCUGCAACAGCGCUGUUCAGGUAACAAUAACUUCCAUUGAGUGGCUACUCUAGUAUACUCUUGGUAAUAAAUAGUACCAACAAUUAAGUGGAUUAUCGUGAUUCAUCUUACCAUAGAACUCGAGUUGAUAUCCAUAAUCAGAAAAUCAUGGCCAAGGAUUUACAUAAAUCAAGCAAAGGCAUUUUUAAGGUUGAUUAAGGUCUAUUUCAUAAUUGGAUUAUUUAUUGCAGAAACACCAUAACCAACUUUUGCAGUUGUGUGAUUUCUGCACCAAACUAUGUAUUUCAAUUUGUAAAUCAUUAAUACACUAAAAAGUCAAAUUUGAAAAAUGUUUUUUGUGGUAUUUUUGCAAUAAAAAAUUUAAUUGGUUUUGUUAUUUAAAUAAUACUAACCAAGAAACAAGCAUGCGGUUAAUGGACAUCAGUUCAGUUUAUUAUUUGUCAAGAGUGUGAUUACGUUUAUUGUUGAUAGUGUACUUAUUUUUGGUUUUAUGCCAAAUAUAAUUCUGUUAAACACAAAAUUUAACUUUUAGGCUAUUAAAUACACAUUAGAUAGUUUUAACAGCAGCAACUUUUUUGAUGAUUGGUUACUUUAUGGUAGAAACUAUUUAUUUAGUUCAGAUAAUAUUAAAUCAAUAUUUCUUCAAGAUCUGAUCAUGUUAAUUUUUCAUGUAGUUUUUUUGUGUUACAUAGCCUAAUAAAUGUGUACUUAGUAUGUUAGUGUGCCAGUUUACCAUUGAUUUCAGUACUCCUGUUGUGUACAGUGCUGUUGUUUGUAAAUUUCAUGUAUAAAUAUUCAAUAUUAUUUUGUGUAUCUAUUUCAAGCUUGUUUAUUGAUAAAUACUGUUUUAUAAUGGGGAAAAGUGUUAAGUUUUCUGUGAUGGCUUUUGGUUUGCCAUUGUACAUUUAGAAUUAGAAUUUUUACUAUCCAUCUAGAGUAGUGAUCCACAGUAAUAAUUAAAUGUAAAUCAACUACCAUAUUUUCCUGUGUGGACUUUAUUAUUUAUGCUAGUUUCUCAUUUUUUUUGUAUAUAAAAUGCACUGUAAAUUUCUCACUGUAUAUAGAAAAUCAAGUAAAGAGCUCUAGUUUAUUUUAGUCCUGUAUAUACAUUUUCAGUAAUUUUAACUAUGUUUGAGCAGUUUUCAGCAAAUUUAGAACAUGCUAUUUGUAAAGAAUAAAUACAUAAAGUAUUAAA